Messenger RNA from Bursaphelenchus xylophilus (pine wood nematode), 2420 nucleotides. The record is from the annotation of a GenBank genome assembly. NCBI's taxonomy places the organism in Eukaryota, Metazoa, Nematoda, Chromadorea, Rhabditida, Aphelenchoididae.
AUGACCAUUCAUCUGCUGGGUGGCCUGCUGCUCUCGUUCUCUUGUGUUUAUGCCAACAUCGCCACCUACAAGAACGUGUCCUAUCCGCAGAUGCCGGGCCUCGAGCCCAUGUCCACCGACAAGGUCCCGCACUUCACGGUGAUCGAGACGGUGUCGAGGACGCACGCGAGAGAGAAACGGCAGGUCAUCGCAGGGCCUCAGUACGAGUGGCAGACCAAUAAUAUCCCGUUCCAGAUAUGGGGUGGGGACGGUAAGUGAUUCUCUUACUUUUUUGGAGAAAAGUGAAGGGAGAGACUUUCCGGCGACUGCCCGGAAGGUCGCCGGAAAGUAGUACUAGGUGGGCCAAAAGUCUUGAUUUUUUGCAUGGUACAUCAAAUUCCCCAAAUAUAUUUACGUUACCGACAACUCUUUUUUUAUGAUUAUAUAAAAUAUAUAUUGUUUUCGCUGCUCCAAAAACUCUCUUUUUUCCCUUCGGGUCAUAUAAACUAUUACUUUGCGCAAGUUUUUUCGUCGCAAUCCCAUCAAUGUUAGCGUGUUAUGUCAUUAAUGCCGCGCUCUGCGGGAUUUCUCGGUUCCGCAUCCGAAGGAAAAACACGCAAUAUACUUUACUAUAAUAUAAAAGAAAAAUUACUAAUGCAUAACAUUAUUACGCGUUUUGCAGAAAAAAGGAGAUCUUCAGUCUGAAAAUUGGAGAACAUUCGACAUUUUUUUGCGAAUAUGCAUAAGGAUUUUAGCUUUAUUUUUACCAUAGAAUUUCUGAAAAAGCUCAAUUUUCUGUCUGCCGCUCCCCUAAUUUCACGUUUUCCGCAUUGGCAGAGAUCUUUGAAUGUCUGCUUCAUGGCUCGAAAACGCCAGCUAAAAUUAUCAGAAUUCAUGUGUAUACGAAGCAAUGCACUAGCUACUGUGAAGUGGCUACAAGCCUCGAGCUUGCAACAUUUUUUUAAAACGCAAAACAAUUCUAAAAAAUAAAUAUUUCAGCAAAUUUCCAAUCACUGAUCCGUCGGGGGAUUCGGAUGUGGGAAGAGUCGACGUGUCUCAGGUUCCGUGAGAAUCUGCAGGCUCGAGACGCGAUUCGCUACGUACUCGAGCGAGGCGACAGUUGCUUCACCGAGUUUAUUGGUCGGAAUGGUGGCUUUCAAGAUAUUAUUAUUGGCUCCGAAUGUGCCGAAGUAAGUCAUCUCUGCUCUUGAAAUAAUUCAUAAUGGUUGCAAACUCUACAUCACUGUUGUAGGAAUACGUAGUAGCGCACGAAACCGGACAUGCUCUCGGCUUUUGGCACACUCAUCAACGGCCCGACAGAGAAAAGCAUAUCAGUAUUAAUUGGAGGAAUGUAAUGGAAGAGGCGACAGCCUCGUUCAUGCCCUUUAGAAGCAUGCUGCAGGCAUUCGGAAUCAGACAAGUCUCCAAUCGUCGGCUACCUUAUGACUAUGGAAGUUUGAUGCAUUAUCAUGCGGUAGCGCAUGCUGUGAAAGUGUCUGAUUUCACGAUUGUUCCCAAAGAGUUAAAGUAUGUGACGACGAUGGGCACUGAACGAAUGGCCUUUUUGGAUGCCAAAGUCAUCAACGAUAUUUAUUGUCCAAGUAGGUCCAUUUUCUGAACACCGUACUUUGCCUACCGUCUGGCAAAAUUAGCAACCCAUAUUUUUAAUCCUUAUUUGUAUAUAAUUUGACAAUUUCUUGUCUCCUAAAACGAAAGCAAAAUGUAUCACUUUUUAAAAUUUAUUCUUCAGACAUGUGUGCCGGUCGAUCUCAACUCCGCUGUUCGUCCGGCGGCUAUCCGGACCCCAACAACUGCAACGUCUGCCGUUGCCCUGAAGGUCUUGGUGGGCCAGAAUGCAAUCAACUCCAGCCAUCACGUAAGUCCGUCUUUCGUAUUUCUCAGCCCGAAAACUGUGCUUACUUUCAUACACUUCGUAUCGGAAAUCUUUAGCAUGUGGAGGCGAACUUGUGGCCACAGAUCAAUGGCAAACUCUCCGGAGUCCUCCGGGAAAGGAUCUUGAUUGCUACUGGAGGAUAACUGUAGGUUCUCUGAUAGCAAUAUGAAAGAUAUUAAACUUUUAGGCCCCCGAAGGAACAAAGGUUCGUUUCCGUUUGUCUGAUGGAGAGUUCCCAUGUUCAUAUGGUUGCCAAUCGUAUGUUGAGAUCAAACACAAACUGGAUGUGAGGUUAACUGGAUUCAGAAGGUAAGGAUUGUAAAAUACGAUUAUUCCAGCCUCUUUUUUGAGAAGCUUUGGCUUUAAUUCGGCUCUUCUAACAUUUACAAAUCUAAUUUUCUGGUCGUAUUUUUUUAAUUUUACUUAUUUUAGCUGUUGUUAUCGUCCCAAAGAAGAUACAUUAUCCGAAAACAACCAAGUCUUCGUCAUCUACCACCCCAACGGCCGCACUGCCCGAUUCUCCCUUCGCUUUAUCCGCCAGUCCUAA